Molecule: messenger RNA, 1672 nt
Organism: Salvia splendens (bonfire salvia)
Lineage: Eukaryota; Viridiplantae; Streptophyta; Magnoliopsida; Lamiales; Lamiaceae
Product: protein starmaker-like
Exons: 3
Coding region: 120-1580 (486 amino acids)
Source: RefSeq, a predicted model, not a curated record
UUUUCCCUCAAUUUUCUUCACCCAAUUCAGUUAUAAACUGUAUUGAAAUAUUGAAGGUGUAUGAUCAUUUGGUAGCUAACCUCUCAGUAUACAUUCCGACUGUGAUUCUUUGAUUCUGCAUGCGACAAGUUGGGCAGUUAGAGAGAGAAAGCUGGUUUUUGGUAGUCAAGGAAAAGAGAGAGAUCUUGAUCGUGCGGCGGAGGAUGGAGGGUUCUGACGGCAGCGGGUCUCAUAAGAAGAGCAACCUCGACUCUUCGAAGAGGAAGAAAGAGGCUCAGCCAAUCGAAGACGACGACAGCACGACUAGCAAGGAUAAUGCCGCAUCCAAAUUGCAGGGAGAGUGCGGCCCUUCCGUUGAGAGCCCUAAGAAGCGUCGCAAAUCCAUGGAUGGACAAGCGUCUGCUUCUCAGCCUGAAGAUAUGAACAAUGCCGAUGAUGAAAAAGAUGCCUGUUCAGAUGAUGAGUCGUCUGAAUCUGAUGAUGAAUCGAGCGACGAGUCUGAAUCUGAUGAGGACUCCAGCGACGAGUCGUCUGAAUCUGAUGAUGACUCCAGCGACGAGUCGUAUGAAUCUGAUGAUGACUCCAGCGACGAGUCGUCUGAAUCUGAUGAUGACUCCAGCGACGAGUCUGAAUCUGAUGUUGAAGAGGCUGAAUCUGAUGGCGAUGAGGCUAAGGAGGAGAUGAAUUCUUAUGAGUCUAUUGAUAUAGUGAACUGUUCAUCUGAAGAAGAUACUGCUGUAACAGAAGUGAUGGAUGAUUGCUUUAUGAAUGAAGCGUCUGGUUCUCAGCCUGCAGGCAAUGAAGAUGAAGAUGGUGGUGGAGAAGAAGAAGAGUCCAACGCUUGUGCAGAAGAUGAUACAGAUCAUAAUGAUGAUGAUGAUAAGGAGGAGGAGGAGAAGAAGAAUUCUGAUGAUGAUAAUAAGGAGGAGGAGGAGAAGAAUUCUGAUGAUGAUAAUGGUGAUGAUGGCAAGGAGGAGAAGAAGAAUUCUGAUGAUGAUGAUGAUGAUAAAGAGGAGAAGAAUUCUGGUGAAGAUGAGCAUAAGACUUCCGAUGAAUCCAGCGAUGUCACGUCUGGAUCUGAUGAUGAUCAUGGCUCCAACGAUGAUGAUAAGGAGGUGAAGAAGAAUUCCAAUGAAGAUGAUGAUAAGGAGGAUAAGAAGAAUUCUGACGAUGAUAAGGAGGAUAAGAAGAAUUCUGAUGAAGAUAAGGAGGAUAAGAAGAAGAAUUGUGAUGAUGAAUCGUCGGACUCUGAAGAAGAUGAAAUGGAGAUGUGGAUGGCCAGAAAUACAUACAGACUGAAACGACUCUUUACCUAUAGCAAUGUUAAGAGCAUUGCUGGAGAAGAAGGUAAGGGGGUGGGGACGACGUCGUUGUCCAACGCUGAUGAAGAUGAUAUGGUAACAUGGAUGGCCAGACUGAAACCAUUCCUCAGCAGUAGCUAUGGAAUGAGGGCACCCCAGCAAGUAGCCACCACUGCCACCGGAGGAGAAGAAGAUAAGGAGGUGGAGACGACGUCGUCUGACCAUGAAGAUGAUGAUGAUCAGGAGAAGGCGACAUCUGAUGAUAAGAAACAAGGCUGAAGGAAACUGAUAGCCUAACUUUACAUGUCACUUUUGCUAUGCUGAAUGUUGGUUCACCAAACUCAUGAUUUCUCUAGUUUUAUGAUACUCAC